Strongyloides ratti is the source of this 525-nucleotide messenger RNA. RefSeq lists its product as hypothetical. The transcript has 2 exons. The record is from RefSeq and is a predicted model, not a curated record. Lineage: Eukaryota; Metazoa; Nematoda; Chromadorea; Rhabditida; Strongyloididae. Bases 1 to 525 code for a protein of 174 amino acids.
AUGAGAGAUGGGAAUGAUAUAUCCGAUACUAUUGUUGAUAAUAUUAUCUACAUUGGUAUAAAUGCCAUACUAGUUUGUGGGAUUAUUGCAUUUUUGUCAUGUGGAUUUGCAAUAAUAACAAUAUUGUGUAAUAUAAUGGCGGGAGUUCUUGUUACUAUUAGUCAACGCCUAACAAAAUGGAUUCGAAGAAAUAAGACUUAUCCUUCUAUUUGUGAACCAAAAAAUAUUACCGUUUUAUCUCCAACAAGUGGAGAAGUUCCUCGAGAUGAUCCUAAAUCUUCAUUUAAUAGAACUCCUUUAAAUUUAGAAUCAAUUCGUUUUGAUUCAUCCUCGGAUAUGGAAUACUUUUCUCUGGAUGGUGAUGGAUUUGAUGAGAACGAAACUCUAAAUGUCUUACCUUGUGAAUAUAAAAGUAUAAAUUUUUUCAAUGGUGUCAAAUGUCAUUCUACACCUAAUGGAACUAACCAAUAUAAUGAUUCAACACUACCUUUUACCUAUGCCAAAAAACCUGCAUAUAUUUUAUAA